Closterium sp. Yama58-4 is the source of this 1071-nucleotide messenger RNA. The record is from the annotation of a GenBank genome assembly. Lineage: Eukaryota; Viridiplantae; Streptophyta; Zygnematophyceae; Desmidiales; Closteriaceae.
AUGACGGCGACGACGAUGCAGCACAUGAUGCAGUUCGGCGAGCAGGUUCUCAAAGACCCCUCCUACCUGCUCCGCCAGGCCAGGUUUGUGCACCGCGAGCUGCCCAUCCGCCUCGCGAAGCGACUCAUGGAUCUGCAGUUCCUGCCCUACAUCGUCGUCACCAACCCGCACAUCAAGCAGGUCUAUGACUCAUACCGCAGGGCGCUAGACCUGCUGGUUGCAUUCCCGGAGGUGCGGACGCAUGAGGACAAUGAGAAGUUCACAGAGCUGCUGGCGCUGCUGGUGGAGGAGCACACGCCUCUGAUAGGCGUGCUGGCCCGCGGAGUGAGAGAGUGCUCUAUUCGGCCACUGGUGGGACGAGAACUCAACCUCGAUAGCUUCCUCGAUAGCAUGUUGCGGUCUAGAAUCAGUCGGAGGGUGGUGGCAGAGCAACACAUCGCACUGCAGCAGAAGAGACCGGGGUACAUUGGAGUCAUCUGCACCAACAUGUCAGCGCGGGAGGUCGUCGAAGAUGCAGUGGAGGAGGCGACUGACAUGUGCACGAGGACGUUUGGCUGCUGCCCUGAGUUCGUCCUCACGGGGGACCUCCAUACCUCCUUUGCCUACAUCCCCUCGCACCUCCACUACAUGCUUUUUGAGAUUCUCAAGAAUGCCUCACGAGCAAUAGUGGAGCAUUACACAGACCAAUCAGGGGACUCGAUGCCUUCCUCUUCAGCGAAGUUCCCCCCCGUUAUAGUCACAGUCUGUUCCGGAUCCAAUGAAGUAACAAUCAAGGUGUCUGAUUUGGGAGGGGGCAUUCCAGAGAAGCUGCAAUCCAAGGUGUGGCGCUAUGGCUAUUCGUCAGUGGAGGGUGACGUCAGCACCUCCAGCACCCUGAGAUCAGCAGCUGGUGGCCCUGUGGAUUCUCAAGGGACGCCCAUGGCAGGGCUGGGAUUCGGGCUGCCUUACUCGCGGUUGCUGGCGCAGUACCUUGGCGGCAAUAUCGAGAUGGUCAGCAUUCCAGGCUAUGGCACGGAUGUGUAUGUGAGGGUGCGGCGGGUGGUUGACCAGACAGAAGCCGUGGAGAUCUGA